This is a messenger RNA of Alternaria triticimaculans, 729 nucleotides long. RefSeq lists its product as uncharacterized. The transcript is spliced from 2 exons. Bases 1 to 729 code for a protein of 242 amino acids. The record is from RefSeq and is a predicted model, not a curated record. Gene Ontology annotation, molecular function: ubiquitin protein ligase activity. NCBI's taxonomy places the organism in Eukaryota, Fungi, Ascomycota, Dothideomycetes, Pleosporales, Pleosporaceae. Gene Ontology annotation, biological process: protein ubiquitination.
AUGUCUGUAUCACCAAAGGGCGAGACCAUGACACCGCGAAACACAAACUUACCUUCGCGCCGCGACUUUCUCAGGGACAACCUCGUCGUCCACGAUAAUUGCGCUAUCUGUACAGAGCCAUUUGAUACGGAACAUCAAGCAGCAUCCAUCAAGACAACAAACUGCCAACACACAUUUGGAAUAGAAUGUCUCACCCAAUGGAUAGAAUCCGACCAGGACAACCACAACACCUGUCCCAUCUGCAGAGAACAACUAUUCUCUAAAAUCGACAAGCCCGAAUUUGUCGAAGGAGCACGAGACAUAGUCGGCCCACAUUACACAAUGGCCCACCAGAUCCAGACCUGGAGACCGGCCAAGACAUUCGUCAAGAACAUGUGGCGUGCCAUGUACAGGCUCUACGAACGAGAUCAGGUCAUUUACGACUCUGACAUUGAAGAGCACAUCAACGCUAGGAUUGUUCCUGGUUUCUAUAUAUUCAGUGACCAUUGGCCUGGAAUCAGGGAAGAAGCUCAGAGGAUGGUGCGAGAACACUAUAGGAAUGGGAGCUAUGUUCCGCUCAUAGGAAUGCAGCUUAGGUUCUACUUGUACAACGUCGAGAGCGUGUUGGAAUGGCAGAUUGGAGACGAAGAAUCGGAACAUGAGGUGUCAGGUGAUGAACCAUCAGAUGAUGAGGCGUCAGAUGUUGAAGAUGACGACGAUGAUAUGUCGAUGGCGGAUUCGACGGAGUAA